Messenger RNA from Lathyrus sativus (Indian pea), 288 nucleotides. Lineage: Eukaryota; Viridiplantae; Streptophyta; Magnoliopsida; Fabales; Fabaceae. The record is from the annotation of a GenBank genome assembly.
AUGUCAAACAAACUUGUUGCUUUGUUGUUGGUAGCAUGCCUUGUAACUGUUGAAGGUCAGAAUAUUUCCAUAAAAUUUGGUGAAAAAGUAGUGCCUCCAGCAGAGUGCUACCGUUAUUGCUACGCUGCAAGUUUAAUGCCCGGAAUCAUAUCAGGAGGAUUGUGUAAAUGGCGUUGUGAUAAUUUCGUCAUGUGGGAAUCUUUUGAUGGUUCCCACGCAAGGAGGCAUGGUCCAGUUGGUGCUCCUAAAGCUUCUCUGGCCCCAGCUCCAUACAACCAUAAGGCAUAA